Molecule: messenger RNA, 345 nt
Organism: Lactuca saligna
Lineage: Eukaryota; Viridiplantae; Streptophyta; Magnoliopsida; Asterales; Asteraceae
Source: the annotation of a GenBank genome assembly
AUGAUGGGUAAACCACCCACACAAUUUGAUGUUUUCAUGAAGACACAUGGCACAGCUAAGGCGCAAAAAAGAUAUUUUGCAGGAGAUCAUGAAAAUAUCGAAUAUUGCUCACUAACUGCCAAAGAAGCACAAGAGGCAUAUCUACAGGAGAUGGUCAAAAAACAUGGAGAAGAGUCUUCAAACCAUAAAGAUGAUGCGAGGGUUGAUAGAUUGCGUGCACAAGUUUCUACCAUGGAACAACAACAACAACAAAUGGAAGAACAAAUGGAAAUGGUUAUGAGGAUGAUGAAUAUGUUUGGAAAUCAACCCCGUGCUCCUCCCGAUAAUCUACCUGAGGACAAUUGA